Messenger RNA from Cryptomeria japonica (Japanese cedar), 2151 nucleotides. RefSeq lists its product as uncharacterized. The record is from RefSeq and is a predicted model, not a curated record. The transcript has 17 exons. Lineage: Eukaryota; Viridiplantae; Streptophyta; Pinopsida; Cupressales; Cupressaceae. The coding region runs from base 148 to 1551 and encodes 467 amino acids.
CUAAUCCAAAGUAUUUGAAACGACUACCAAUCUCCUUUACUGUUGCCGAUCAAACCCAAUAUACCGUUGAUGAUCGAAACAAUCCACAAAAUGUGCAACAACAGAGACAACGGUCAUAAUCGAAGUACAUUCAUUUCCUGUUGAAUCAUGUUGACUCUCAGUCACCAAAGUUCACAUGUCUGCAAUGUUAUUGUUUACAAUUCACUGCAUACUUCGAAGUCUGCUCACAAUCCAUUGCAUAAUCUAAAUUACUCCAAGGUCAAUACGAAUAAAAAGCAUAGAAAUUAUAGGUCAUGCACCAUACAAAACCAGCAUAGUAAUUUAUCAAUGACAAAAAACAGAGAGAGUAACGUGGGCUGUACAUAUGGUGACGAUAAUUCCCAGUGGUUGUCUUUAGAGCUCCAACGCCUACUCUCAAUGCAGAUAAAACCAAGCAUUGGGAUUGUAUUAACGCGAGGUAAAUGGAAAUGGGAUGUACAUGAAAGCUCAUUGUAUCAAUUCUCUGGAAUUAUGAGAUUUUAUAAUGUGGCUAAGAGGAAUGAAAUUUUUAUCACGAAAGUUCAAGGGCAAUUAAGGCUCUUUUCCACUGAAUGCCUAAAUGGUCUCAACACAUCCGUACAGAUAAUUUCUCGGCAUCCAGGAGGCAAUCCGGCACCGCGCAAAGAUGGUUACUGGCCUGUGUAUAUCAUUCGAGCUGGACAUGACACAUCUAUAGAGGUGGUUAUACAGGUCAAGGCAGAUUGUGGGAAGUUACUUGAGGAUCUACAGGCGAUACUGGUGGAAGUAGAAUAUGUUUCAUAUGGUCCUCACGGAUGUUCUACCCACCUUCAACAUGUUAUAUUGCCACUACAGUACACUCAAAGCUACAAUCAAACUCUCUCUUGGAAAAAGGUGGGAGGAAUCUGCAGCGUUCUUCCUGUACCUACACAUCUGCUUUGCCAUUUGGAUGAUCCAGUGAAGGUUAUCAAGAGUUAUGUUUUACCUCAUGCAAAAGCAGGUGAUAUCAUCGCCAUUAGUGAAACACCAUUGGCUAUUAUGCAAGGGCAUUUUCGUCAUCCACAUAGUAUACAUCCAGGCAUACUAGCUCGUCUUGUAUGCCGACUGUUUCAUCCAACAUCAUCUUUAGCAACUGCAUGUGGCAUGCAGACUCUCAUUGAUAUUUCUGGAAUCUUAAGGGUUGUGUUUGCUUCUCUGCUUGCUAUCAUAGCCAGAGUUAUGGGAAUUCGAGGGAUGUUUUAUCGCCUAGCAGGUGAGCAGGCAAGGCUCAUAGAUGAUGCUAGUGGAAAUUUGCCUCCAUAUGAUCAGUUUAUCACUCUUGGUCCUGUAUGUUGUCAGGAAACAGUUGAUAAUCUGAAGUCAGAAACAGGAUAUGAAGUGGCUAUUGUGGAUGUCAAUGACUUAAAACGGGUGCAGAUCUUGGCCGCAUCAUUUGGUGUGGACCGUAACUAUCUUGAGUUGGCUCUCAGAGACAAUCCUGCUGGAAAUGAUGACGAGCAGACACCAAUUGUACUUAUAAGAGGUUUGAGACCACCCUUCCAUGCAACCAGCUGAUAGCAGCAGAUCAAUUACCUGGUUAUGGGGACUAAUCUCAUGGCAUACCUAGAAGAUGGAUGCAGCGCUUGGGUGAAUGUGUGAAUUAAUGAACAAGCUUAGUUUUUGGUGUUACAGCAGUUAAUAUGAAGUGCUUAAAUUGAUCAAGGAAAAGCAGUUAUGUUUUGGAAAAUGAAUAAUCAUGUAUUCUGAAAGUUUUGAAGAUCUCCUUUCUUACAUGUAUUGGCUCCUUCAUAUGGAUUCUGCAUGUUGUGGAAUCACUGAAGAAGAGGUUUUGAUGAUGAUGCAUUUUUGGUCAAUAUUGCACUUAUGUUGCUAGUGAACCAAAUCAAAAAAAGAGCCUGAGAUGCUCAGGUGUGGGUAACGAUUUUGUGGCCGUUGGCGAUAUUCAAGAUUGAUUAUAAUUUCAAACAGUAUCAAUCAAUAUUAAACAACAAUGGAUUUUAAUAAAAAGUAAUGGGUAUGUAUGAAUCAUGAUAGUUCAAGCCUGGAGUUUUUAAUUUGAAGCCGGUGUAAACAGCAGCAUUAUCCGUGUUUAAAUUGUAGGUGCCCUAUUAAGAAGAAACACUGAAUACAUCAUGAUUAUUAACUUCAAUUUUA